Symbiodinium pilosum is the source of this 2163-nucleotide messenger RNA. NCBI's taxonomy places the organism in Eukaryota, Dinophyceae, Suessiales, Symbiodiniaceae. The record is from the annotation of a GenBank genome assembly.
AUGCCGCUCGUGCGCAUAAGUGCCGUGUCCUGGACAGCGCAGGCUUUGGGCUUGGGUGGCCGACCUUUUAUUCACAGGCAUCCUUCAAACUUUGUUUGGCGGCAUGCAAGCUCAAAGAAAGAUGACAACGGGAGCGUGCCCGUGGCCGACCAAUUAGAGGCGGCACGCUAUCGUGGCAAAUGCUCCGUGGAGGGUCUGGUGCUUCCCAUCGCGGACGCAGAGGUGCCGGAGGAUGAUCAGACCUCCAGCAUUGACUCUCGCCUGAGCAAUCGGUUGCAGCCGAAAGCUAGCAGUCAGCGCUUGAUGGGUUCCACAGACGCUGCCGGGAUGUAUGUAGAGAUUCCGUCUGACAGAGUGGAAGACAAGGCCAAGGAGUACCAGGUGCACGAGAACCUGGAUCAUCUUGAUGCCUUUCAAAACGUGUACCGGCGUUUGCGGCGGACCGGGCGGGAUUCUGGCGAAAAGGAUGUCUCGGACUCCUUGCUGAAGGCCAUGGAGUACGCGAAGAAGAAGAAGGAUGGCAAAUCUUGCAGCACGAUCGAUGCUUGUUUGGUUGGUCAAGCUGUUGUUUGGCUAAUCGGCCGUGGGGGGACGGGAAGUGCGCAGCCGCCAAAGUGUGGCCUCAUUCAGCAUGCCAAUGCGGAGCAAUCUCGUAGAGCUGUGCACAUGGUGAAGAUUGCUACAUAUCGUGGGCAUGAGGAUUUGGAAGAGGAAGCUCCGGUGAAGUCGGCCAAUGACGCGAUGAAGAUGCUGAAUCAGGAGCAGGUGACGAAGGGGCAUGUGAACAUGCAGACUUCAGGCAAUGCGUCUGGCCAGACGCCACGGCAGUCGUUGUCAGGGCCUGGCUUCCAGCAGAUAUCGACCGAUGAGAGUGCUUGGCAGCUGCAGCAGGUGCAGCAGCAGGAGGCCAACGACAAUCAGGACCGCGAACGCACGGGGACCCCCCGCGCGAGUGUCUUGGCCUAUGACCAAGAGGCGGCAGGAGAGAGAGACGUGAAGCAAGUUUGCGACGGCGUCAAAGGCAAAGCCCGCAUCGCGGUGGGUGAUGGGAAGACGGCCGGGGAGCAAAAGAAGAUGCGAGAAAAGGGGCCAUUGCCGUUCAAGAUCAUCAGCUGGAGCUCGCAGAAGCGCAGCUAUCGGUGCGCCGCGCACAAUUUGGAGUAUCAUCCUGAACGACCAGACCCGCAGGUACAGCAACUUGCUGAGCUUGAAGCUGGCGGGGUUGGCAGCAUCGGAAACCAGUGGGAGACAGAUGCUCCACCAGAGCAUUUUCUUUUCCUCGAUUUGGGCUCGGAUGCUGACAUCUCGAAGGUCAAGAUUCGAUGUACUGGAACACUCUAUGACCCCAAGAACAUCACAGUCAUGCGUGCUAUCAUUGGAGUUAUGGAAGUUGUCGACGAGCACCAUCGCCUUGCUGAAGAGGCACAGCGAGCUCCCGAAGCCAGCGCGGUGAACUCCGCAGCGUUGAUCACUCGUGGGACCUGGGCAGUGAUUGCGCGAGCAUCCUUGAAGUCUGGGCCGCAAGCGCGGGACAGGCACUCGCACACCCUCAGAUUCCCUCCAAUCCGCACGCGUUUUCUUCGAAUCAUAUUCCACGCGUCCCAUUCCACAUCUGGAAACAUGCGCUUGCUGCACCCGCUGAUUGUGUACGGCAAGAAGCUCCCUCUUGUCACACAUCGCAAACUGUCCGCCACAAUCAUGUUCGACGAGCGCUUUAUUGAUGAGAUGGAGCGGGCUACCCGCAAGCUGGCACGCAAGUACCAUAUACCCAUCGACUGCACUGAGACGGUGCUAAAAGAGUUUUCCCGAUGGGAUACCGAAAGCCGUGGCUUCCUAAAUUACACUGACUUCAAGAAUGUGGUGCGAUCGUUGACCUACCGCCACCUGGGCCAGAAGGAGGACGUGAUGUUGCAAGAUAACCAUCUUCGAGCUCUCUGGAACAUUGUCGACAGAGACAGCAGCGGCUGCGUGGAUUUCGAGGAAUUCCUGCAGUGGUUCUAUUCCCACUUCCAGAAGGAGAAGCCUCCGGCGCGGAGCCUGCACUGCUCCAGGAUGGUGGACACUGUGACUGAACAUUUCUAUGCAUCCAUGGGCAUAAAUCGGCUCCGCUGUUAUGUCACGGCGUUGGACCCGCCUGAGGGUCGCUCAGCUUGCAAGCAUUAG